Molecule: messenger RNA, 885 nt
Organism: Pichia kudriavzevii
Lineage: Eukaryota; Fungi; Ascomycota; Pichiomycetes; Pichiales; Pichiaceae
Exons: 1
Coding region: 1-885 (294 amino acids)
Biological process (GO): formaldehyde catabolic process
Cellular component (GO): cytosol
Molecular function (GO): S-formylglutathione hydrolase activity
Source: RefSeq, a predicted model, not a curated record
AUGGUAUUCGAGAGAAAAGCUAAUGUUACUGUCCAUGGUGGGCAACUGUUGCAAUUGAAGCAUGAUUCCACAUUUACAAAGACGCCAAUGGACGUCAAUGUCUACUUACCACCGCAAUACAAGGACAGUGGUUCUAACAAGAUUCCUGUGUUGCUCUAUCUAUCUGGAUUGACGUGCACGCCUGCUAAUGCUUCUGAAAAAUCCUUCUUCACAUAUUUUGCAUCUAAAUAUGGGUUCGCCCUAAUUUUGCCAGACACGUCGCCAAGGGGAGCUGGGGUCCAAGGAGAAGACGACUCCUGGGAUUUUGGAACUGGUGCAGGGUUCUACGUUGAUGCAACAACUACGCCAUGGAAGGACAACUAUAACAUGUACUCGUAUAUCUUGAAAGAGUUGCUGCCAAAUGUGGGAGAAGAAUUCCAAGGUAUUGAUGUCGUGAAUCAAUGCGCUAUCACGGGACAUUCAAUGGGAGGAUAUGGUGCCUUGAUGUUCUAUUUGCGAAACCCAGGUAGAUUCACCUCUGUCUCUGCAUUUGCACCGAUUGUCAAUCCUAGUGUUGUUCCAUGGGGUGAGAAGGCGUUUAAGAAUUAUCUUGGUGAAGAUCUGACUGCUUGGUAUGAGUAUGAUCCAUGCCAUUUGAUCAAGGAAUACAAGAGUGUCAAUACAGACGAGAAGAUUGUCAUCCAUGUUGGUACAAAGGACGUGUUCUAUUACCGGGACCACCAACUAAGAUGUGAAAACUUAGUUGAGGCCAGUAAGGGCACCUCAAUGGAAGGAAAGGUUGACUUAAAAGUUGUUGAAGGGUAUGACCAUUCGUAUUACUUUAUUUCCACCUUUGCCGAAGAGCACUCCAAACACCAUUUGAAAUACUUCAAGUCAAAAUUAUAA